Prosopis cineraria is the source of this 1143-nucleotide messenger RNA. Its product is annotated as clp protease adapter protein ClpF, chloroplastic-like. The transcript has 9 exons. NCBI's taxonomy places the organism in Eukaryota, Viridiplantae, Streptophyta, Magnoliopsida, Fabales, Fabaceae. Gene Ontology annotation, molecular function: protein binding; DNA binding. Bases 1 to 876 code for a protein of 291 amino acids. The record is from RefSeq and is a predicted model, not a curated record.
AUGAAGCAUAUCUAUGGAUCAUCCCCAUCUUGGACGGCCCCUUUUAGACCAUUUAAGAAAUUCCAGAUAAGUUUCAUCAAUGAAAGAUGUUGCGUUUGGAGUCUGUGUCAGCAGAGAUCGUUCUUGAGAGCAUCAAAGUUCAAUGGUUUUAAGGUUGAAGCAGCAUGGUUCUUUAGAGGGAGAGAACGAGAAUCUGAAGCAAGUGCAGAGAGCAGUGAAUUGGCUUAUGAUGAUAUUGCAAUCUUACUUUUCCAGCUAAGCAUGGCCACUAGAGUGCAGUAUCUUUUGAACGUGGAGCAGUACGACAUGGCACAGCAACUGAGAAACAGACUUUCUGAGGUUGAAGCAGAGGUCAUCAAACAGCAAGAGGAAAAGCGGGGAUUGCCUUCAAAAGGUGAAGCUCAAGAUAAAGCUUUAAGUGUGAUACGUCUCCGUUCAGACCUCCAGAAUGCAAUUGCGAGUGAAGAUUAUGAGUUGGCUGCUACAUUACGUGAUGAAAUUUCUGAACUCGAAGCAGAGACCCUGGCUGCAUCAGCUAAAGUUUUGGCAUAUGAAAAAGCACAAUACACAUUCCGUUUGGGCCAGAAAGUGAGGCAUAAAGUAUAUAAGUACAUAGGCGUGAUAUGUGGUAUGGAUCCAGUAUGCUGCGAAUCAAGUUCAUGGAUGGAAACUGUAAAGGUUCAGAAGUUGUCCCGUGGCUCAUCUCAACCAUUUUAUCAGGUUCUAGUUGACGUACAUGUUGAUCCAAAUCUACUGGUGGCAUAUGUUCCCGAGGAGAAUCUUUUAGCCCUUGAUGCACCUGACAUGGUUGGAUCAUCCAUAUAUCGCAAGUCUAUUCUAUGGUAUGGAUUCAGCAGGAGACUACAUCCCAGUUAAGCAACUGAGGGAGAAGCACAACAGACCAAGGCAUGAAAUACCCAUUGACCAACCAAAUAAUGAAGAUGAAGGCAGAUCUUAGGUUAAUAAUCCCAAUUUAAUAUAAGAGAGUCAUUUGAUCAUCUUUGCUGGAAAACUCAUUGACCUUUUGUUGGUCCCUCAAGAAUGACUUCCUCUUGCGCUCGCCCAUCUUCCCUUGGUUUGGAUAGGGAGAAAACUAAGAAAAAAAUGAAGACUAAGAAGAAAAUGUCUUUUUAGUUUUUACUA